Molecule: messenger RNA, 1491 nt
Organism: Serendipita indica DSM 11827
Lineage: Eukaryota; Fungi; Basidiomycota; Agaricomycetes; Sebacinales; Serendipitaceae
Source: the annotation of a GenBank genome assembly
AUGGAUGUCGUUCCUUCUAUCUCGACGCUAGCUGCGACAGCCGCUGCUGCAGAGGUUGAAGAACUGCAAGCCGACGAAAACGAGAGUCCAGAGCUGCGGGCCAUACGCAUUCAACGGAGGCAGUAUCUCCGUACUCUGAGCAGAGUGGUCGAGCAAAGUGAUAUCGUGAUCAUGGUGCUGGAUGCAAGAGAUCCAGAAGGGUGUCGCAGUCGGAUGGUGGAAGACGAAGUCAGACGGAGAGAAGCCGAUGGUAAACGUCUCAUCUUUGUUCUGAACAAGAUUGAUCUCGUGCCCCAGGAGAGUGCACAGGCAUGGCUAAAGUAUCUCCGCCAUUCGGCGCCAACCCUCCCUUUCCGAUCUUCUACGCAAAUACAGCGACAAAAUCUGUCAUCUCGUACAUCGCCUGCGCUGCUCAAGCUACUCAAGAGUUACAAGCCUCCUAACAAGAGUAUUACUGUCGGUGUGGUCGGUUUUCCAAAUGUUGGCAAGUCGAGUCUUAUCAAUAGUCUUAAACGAGCAAAGGUUUGCCCUGUCGCGUCAGAACCUGGCUGGACGAAAGAGUUGCAAUCCGUCUCAGUUGAACGUGGUCUCAAAAUAAUCGACUCUCCAGGUGUAAUCUUCGAUGAGGACUACUCGGAUAGCGGUCCAACAAGCAUAUCACAGGCAUCCCGAAUCCUUCUGCUCAACGUGCUAUCAGCGUCUACUGUCGACCCUCUCCCUGUUGUAAACGCCAUACUCUCUCGCACCCCACAUGAGAAACUGCGGGAGCUAUAUGCGCUACCAGACUUCAGUGAUUCAAGUGGCGACCACGACAUGACAGAAAACGCAAUGCCAACUGCCACCAAAUUCCUUACGAUGCUUGCCCUGACCAGCGGGCGUCUCCUACCUGGUGGCACGCCCAACCUCGAGGCUGCCGCAACCCAGGUUCUCAGGGACUGGAAUUCUGGCAAGAUUCCGUACUUUACCCCAGUACCAGAAAUACACCCGAGUGUACGGCCUAGUGACGCACCAGGCGCGGAGAAUGUGGGCGAGACCAAAGUCGUCGACGCUUGGAAACCUGCAUUCGACCUUGGUGGCUUGUGGGAUGAAGCCGACAAGGGAGCAUGGGAAGAGGACUAUGAAGCGAUGGAGGAAGCAGGAAACGAAAUGGACGAAGAUGACAAGCUUCCAAAUAUUCCCUUCAAACGAUUGCACUCUGCUCAGGAGGCCGAGGAAGAGGAAUCAGUUCUUGCUGGAUCACUACCUCCAACAUCAAUAAACGACGCCCAGUCUUCUAUCAGUGAAACGGCACGGAAGCAGGUGUUCAAACGCGUGAAGAAGAAUUUCACAUAUGAAAUGGAGCUGGAUGAACAUGAAGCCUCGACCAUGGCUUCAGCAAACCCAAUGAGCCGCAAGAAGCUACGGCAGGGAUCUAAAAAAGGGAGAAAGUUGAUGCAUCGCGAGGCCCGGGAGCUCAACCCAACACUACAUUUUGACGAAGCCACUGUUUGA